Molecule: messenger RNA, 4635 nt
Organism: Scatophagus argus
Lineage: Eukaryota; Metazoa; Chordata; Actinopteri; Scatophagidae
Gene: vps50
Product: VPS50 EARP/GARPII complex subunit
Exons: 29
Coding region: 118-3093 (991 amino acids)
Biological process (GO): retrograde transport, endosome to Golgi; endocytic recycling
Cellular component (GO): EARP complex
Molecular function (GO): SNARE binding
Source: RefSeq, a predicted model, not a curated record
GUCACGUGACAACCAACUAUGGCUUCCUUCUUAUUGUGAUGGAGGCGAAUCGUUGACAACAAAACAAAACUGUACUUUUACUCAUUUCUUUGUCCACUAACAGAAGUUGGAUUUAGAAUGCAGAAGAUAAAGUCUCUCAUGGCCCGGCAGGGUCUGAAAAGCCCCCAAGAAAGCAUGGCGGACCUCAGUCCUGUGGAGAACCUGAGGAUCCCAAGCAAGGAGGAGUUGCGGGAGCUGAGGGAGCAGCCCAUUGACCCCCAGGCGGAGCAGGAGAUCAUUGACAGCAUUGAGGAGGUUUACUUCUCCAACGACUCCUUUGACAUGGUGCAGCAUGAACUGGAGAAACUCCCACCUGAGCUGAACCUACAGGAGCUGGAGGAGUAUAGAGAAAAGCUGAAGAGACAACAGGCAGCAGUUUCGAAAAAGGUUGCCGAUCUCAUUCUGGAGAAACAGCCUGCUUAUGUCAAGGAACUGGAGCGGGUGACAGCGUUGCAGACUAACCUGCAGUUGGCAGCAGUCAUUUGCACUAAUGCAAGGAGGCAACUGAGUGUGGCAAAGGAAGGAUUCACUGAAGCCAGUCUGGGUCUGCUGGCCAAUCAGAGGAGACGACAACUGCUGACAGGCCUUCUUAAGUCACUGAGGACCAUCAAAACGCUGCAAAGAACAGAUGUAAGACUCAGCGAGAUGCUUGAGGAGGAAGACUAUCCAGGAGCGAUCCAACUCUGUCUGGAAUGUCAGAAGGCUGCUAGCACCUUUAAACACUACAGCUGCAUCAGUGAGUUAAAUUCCAAGCUACAAGACACUCUGGAGCAAAUAGAGGAGCAGCUUGAUGUCGCCCUGUCGAAGACUUGUAAGCACUUUGAUGUUUCGCACUACACCAAGGUCCAGCUGGCCUACACGCUCCUGGGAAAGACACAGACUGCUAUGGACCAGCUGCACAUGCACUUCACCCAGGCCAUCCACAAUACUGUGUUCCAAGUGGUGCUGGGAUAUGUGGAACUGUGUGCUGGCAACGCUGAUACCAAGUUCCAGAAGAUGCAGUACAAGGACCUGUGCACGCAUAUCACCCUGGAUAGCUACAUCCCCUGCCUGACAGACUUGUGCAAGGCAUUGUGGGAGGUGAUGCUGAGUUAUCACCGCACCAUGCAGUGGCAUGAGGAGCAUGAUAAACAGGAGGCUUCACCCACUCCAGAUGACGCGGCGGAGUCAGAUGAGUCAGUGGUGGACCGCAGCUAUGUGAAGAAGAAACUGGAGCAUGGACUGACACGGAUCUGGCAGGAUGUCCAGUUGAAAGUGAAGGCCUAUAUCCUUGGGACAGACAUGUCUAACUUCAAAUACGACGAUUUCAUAGUGGUAUUGGAUGUCAUCAGCAGGUUGAUGCAGGUGGGUGAGGAGUUCUGUGGCAGUAAGUCAGAGGUGCUGCAGGAGUCCAUCAAACGCCAGAGUGUCAACUACUUUAAAAACUAUCACAGGGCACGACUGGAAGAGCUGAGGAUGUUUCUGGAAAAUGAGACGUGGGAACUAUGCCCGGUCAAGUCUAACUUUAACAUCGCCCAGCUCCAUGAGUUUAAGUUCAUGGGCCAGUGUCGUUCUCCAUCAGUUUCCCCGAGCAGACAGGCCACGUCCUCGAACAGCCCGGCUCAGGAGGAGCUGUCUCUGUUCCAGCAGUACCUUCAGGAGGGAAACCCCUUUGAGAUGCACACUGAGCACAAAGAGGAGGAGACAGAGGAUGUGCUGGCAUCUAACGGGUAUGAGUCAGACGAGUUGGAGAAGAGUGUGUAUCAAGAUUACGACAGUGACAGUGACGUCCCUGAGGAGCUAAAGCAGGACUACGUUGACGAGCAGACGGGUGAUGCCCCCCUCAAGAGUGUGUCCCGGGAGACCAUAAGAAGCAAGAAAAAGUCAGACUACAACCUAAACAAGACCAAUGCACCGAUCCUCACCAACACCACCCUCAAUGUUAUCCGGCUUGUCGGGAAGUACAUGCAGAUGAUGAACAUUCUGAAGCCGAUCGCCUUUGACGUCAUCCACUGUGUGUCACAGCUCUUCGACUACUACCUCUACGCCGUGUACACCUUCUUUGGACGCAAUGACAUGCCUGUCCCAAGCCCAUCUUUGCCAGCUCAUGGUGGCAGAGAGGCAGGCACUGCCAGAGUGGUGGGCCCUGCUUGCUUGUAUGAGUCAUCGGGUCUGGGCCUUAUCAGCAGCAGACUGAGGACCACACUGAACCGGAUCCAAGAGAGCCUCAUUGACAUGGAGGCGACGGGGGAGAACGCUGGAGUCCACGGCCCAGCAGAGGACAGGAAGGAAAAGGUGCCCAGUCCCCAUCUAAGCCAAAUGGUGGUCCUCACUAACAGUGGGACUCUCUAUGGACUGGCACAGAGGGUGGUGGCCACAGAGUCUCUUGUGUUUCUGGCUGAACAAUUUGAAUCCCUCCAGUCCCACCUGGACACAAUGAUGCCUGCAGCCAAGAAGCCCUUCCUUCAACAGUUUUAUUCCCAGACGGUGUCUACAGCCAGCGAACUCCGCAAACCCAUAUACUGGAUUGUUGCAGCCAAGGCCAUCGACUACGAACAAAUGUUGCUGCUGAUGGCCGGAGUGAAGUGGGACAUCAGGGAGAUAAUGUCACAGCAUAAUGUUUAUGUAGACGUCCUGUUAAAGGAGUUUGAGCAAUUUAACAAGCGUCUGGGAGAUGUUUCCAGACACGUGCGCAUCCCUCUGCCUGUGUCCAAUGUCCUGUGGGAGCACUGCAUCCGCCUGGCCAAUAGGACUCUUGUAGAAGGCUACGCUAAUGUGAAAAAAUGCAGCAAUGAGGGCCGUGCGCUGAUGCAACUGGACUUCCAGCAGUUCCUCAUGAAGCUGGAGAAGCUGACCGAUCUGCGACCCAUCCCUGAUAAAGAGUUUGUUGAGACCUACAUCAAGGCUUACUACCUGACGGAGAAUGACAUGGAGCAGUUCAUUAAGAACCACAGGGAGUACUCCAUGAAGCAGCUAGCCAACUUGGUGAACGUUUGUUUGGGCUCGCAUAUAAACAAGAAGGCUCGUCAGAAACUUCUGGCAGCCAUUGAUGACAUCGACAGACCCAAAAGAUAAACUGACGACCAGAACAGACCCUGACCGUAUCAAUCAGCCACAGAGAUGGACACUUCCUGCCGAGGGGACUCCCACAGUGGAGCUCAGCCUAGAAUGUCUUCAUUUUCACUUUAGAGUAUUCAUGUUGUGGUGUGUUCAGAGAGCAGUGCAGCACAUACAGAAGCAGAACUACUGUAUACAGCAAUUUAAAGCUUAUAUGUUGUACUAAUUAUCUGAUAGUCUCUGGUACUUAUGUGGUCAAAAACUCAAACAACUACUUGUUGAAGGCAGCUCACACGACAGACAUGCUGAUGGACGUCAAUACUGCUUCAGUUGCUCAGCACAUACGCCCUCACAUUUUCGUUGAACAAACAUGCCACUUACAAAGUUCUUAUGCAACCACAACAAUUUCAGUCUGUUCUGCCAGUACAAGAACCGUCAGUGUCACAUGACAUGUAGCUUCACCGUGUGGCCCUUUUCAACAAAUGUUUCUGAUAUGACUCCAAUCUUGAAAACAAAGAAAAAAAAUGACAGAACAAUUUCAAGUUGCUAAGUUUGCGUGAUUUUCCAAAAUUUUGUGGUAAAUAUGUCCCAGGUACAGAUCUGAGAGCAGUCUGUAGUAGUUAUAAACUUCCACUAUAUGAUAUGAAGUCUGGUCACAUGAUUGAAUGUGCUCCCUGAAGGACAGGCAGUAAGAUCUGGCAUAUCGUUCAUUUUAAUCAUUCAUUCUAUCAUUCCAGCCCAUGUUUUUGCUGUAUAUUAUUCCACUUCAGGGUGUUUGUUGUGCCUGACUGGAUGCUCGGCUUUUUGUUUUGUUUUUGUUCAUGAAUGAUAUAAAUCUAAUGAUAAUCCUAGAAAAUAAUCUAAAUUGCUCUAGUUAACAUGUAGUAUACUUGCACCAGCUGCAUUUGUUUGUUUGCUGUUUAUCAUAUCUGUGGGGGAAGCGAUUUUAGCGCCCUGUGGUGGGUUUUCAAAGGUCUUCUUUGAGUUUAAUCUCCAGUCUUCUUGCUGAGCAGAGACAUGUUGAUUUAUAUUUUAUCUGUUCUGUAGUUUUGUGCAUUCAGGCACUGAUUAUGUGACAUCAUCAUAAGUUUGUAGUUGCACUGUAUCAGCGAUACAACGAUAAGAGUUUCCUCCAAAGCUUUAAGGCCCCUUCACCAUUCAUCUCCAUUAGUUCAACUUGACCAGACCUGCCCAGAGGCCAGAUUGAUUUACUGUUGCGAAGAAAAAAAAACAAGGAUAUUAGAAGUUUUUGAUACAGCUUCAUGUUUUGUGUGCAACUGUUCCAAGAAAAAUACUGUAAAUGUGAAUGUUUUGAACAAUGUCUGUAUUUAUUUCUUGCUUUGUGUCUUGUUUGGGGUUUUUAUAUGAUUGCAGGACGUGUGCUGUCAUCUAUCACUUCUCGGUAUCUUGUAACUUAUCAGCUAAAGCUAAUACAAUAUUUAAACCUUGUCAAAUUAUGUUAAGGGUUAAGUGCACUAUAGUGAAAAUCUGUAAUCAGUGUUGGAACUCUAGAUUGAAACAAAAUGAUUCUAAUAUAAUAAACACACUAAUGGACUCAAA